GCAAAGGGAAAAGCAACACUAAAACAAAACUCUCAUCAGUCCUCUAAUUUGCUAUUUUUCUCAAAUCUCCGACAAUGAACGUGAUGGAAUCUGGUCCGGCUAAAAGUAGUAGCUUAAUGAGCCCCGAAUCUGAUAUUCAACAUACACAGUUUCCAUAUGUGACUGGGACAUCGGUAGUCGGCAUCAAGUACAAGGAUGGUAUUCUCUUGGCCGCUGACAUGGGAGGUUCCUAUGGUUCAACGAUACGUUACAAGAGUGUGGAGCGAUUGAAGCCAGUGGGAAAGCACUCCCUUCUUGGUGCAAGUGGUGAAAUUAGUGAUUUUCAGGAGAUAAUGAAGUACCUUGAUGAGCUUAUCUUGUAUGACAACAUGUGGGAUGAUGGGAACUCCUUGGGUCCCAAAGAAGUGCAUAACUAUCUAACACGUGUGAUGUAUAAUCGUCGCAACAAGUUCAACCCUCUUUGGAACUCACUUGUGCUUGGUGGAGUGAAAAAUGGACAAAAAUAUCUUGGAACGGUUAGUAUGAUUGGUGUGCAUUACGAGGACAAUCACAUGGCUACUGGAUUUGGGAAUCACCUUGCGAGGCCCAUUCUCCGUGACGAAUGGCAUGAAAACUUGAGUUAUGAAGAAGGUGUUAAGUUAUUGGAGAAAUGCAUGCGUGUGCUUUUGUAUCGAGACAGAUCUGCAGUCAACAAGCUUCAGAUUGCAAAAAUCACAGAAGAGGGUGUAACAAUUUCUCAGCCAUACUCAUUGAAGACUUUCUGGAACUUCUCUGCUUUCCAGAAUCCAACUGUUGGUGCUGAGGGGUCAUGGUAAUAAGUGGUUAGGUUUGAUGAAGGAAAUACAUAGGCAUCGUGUGUUGCAGAUUUGGAAUUCUCUACAUCUUCAUGGAAGCGAUGUUUGACAGAACCUGUAUAAUUUGAAUUGUCUAUGGUGUUUCUAGGCUUUUUCCUUGUGUAAACUAUGAAGAACCUGAUGCUUCACUUUUCCUACACUAUGUGGAAUCUUAUCUUCCGAAGUUGUACUGUGUUUAUGAUAAAUUGCAAAUUUCUUUGGCA
Lycium barbarum (goji berry) is the source of this 1057-nucleotide messenger RNA. RefSeq names its product proteasome subunit beta type-4. The record is from RefSeq and is a predicted model, not a curated record. The transcript has 7 exons. Gene Ontology annotation, cellular component: proteasome core complex, beta-subunit complex; nucleus; proteasome core complex. The coding region runs from base 75 to 815 and encodes 246 amino acids. NCBI's taxonomy places the organism in Eukaryota, Viridiplantae, Streptophyta, Magnoliopsida, Solanales, Solanaceae.